CAGUCGCAGCGUGGUUGACGCUAUUUCCGGGAGAAGUGCGCGCUGCCGGGAGAACAUCGUCCCAGACCAACAUGCCCAAGUUUUAUUGCGAUUACUGUGAUACUUACCUCACCCAUGACUCUCCAUCUGUGAGAAAAACCCAUUGUAGCGGCAGGAAGCACAAAGAAAAUGUGAAAGACUACUAUCAAAAAUGGAUGGAAGAACAGGCACAGAGCCUGAUUGAUAAAACAACGGCUGCAUUUCAACAAGGGAAAAUCCCACCCACUCCAUUUUCUGCUCCACCUCCAGGAGGAGCUAUGAUACCACCACCACCCAAUAUCCCUGGUCCUCCACGGCCUGGUAUGAUGCCAGCACCCCAUAUGGGUGGACCUCCAAUGAUGCCAAUGAUGGGUCCCCCUCCCCCAGGAAUGAUGCCAGUUGGACCUGCUCCAGGAAUGAGACCGCCUAUGGGAGGACACAUGCCAAUGAUGCCAGGGCCUCCAAUGAUGAGACCUCCAUCCAGACCCAUGAUGGUGCCAACCAGACCAGGAAUGGCUCGUCCAGACAGAUAAAGUGGAGGGGGAAACACCUUGCCUCCUUCUUUAUUUUAUGUAUGCUCUUCUGU
Messenger RNA from Euleptes europaea (tarantolino), 604 nucleotides. It is a transcript of the gene SNRPC, whose product is annotated as small nuclear ribonucleoprotein polypeptide C. The transcript has 6 exons. Gene Ontology annotation, molecular function: pre-mRNA 5'-splice site binding; zinc ion binding. Bases 72 to 551 code for a protein of 159 amino acids. NCBI's taxonomy places the organism in Eukaryota, Metazoa, Chordata, Lepidosauria, Squamata, Sphaerodactylidae. Gene Ontology annotation, biological process: mRNA splicing, via spliceosome; spliceosomal snRNP assembly; mRNA 5'-splice site recognition. The record is from RefSeq and is a predicted model, not a curated record. Gene Ontology annotation, cellular component: U1 snRNP; nucleus.